Molecule: messenger RNA, 1226 nt
Organism: Bradysia coprophila
Lineage: Eukaryota; Metazoa; Arthropoda; Insecta; Diptera; Sciaridae
Molecular function (GO): DNA binding
Source: RefSeq, a predicted model, not a curated record
CUGGGAGUUUGACAAUUUACCGCUGUCAUCUUAAACCUCUAAAACUGACAAUUUACAUUGCACAUACAAAAAUACAUUCCAAUCUUCAAUAAUGGAAUCCAUCCAAGAAGGCUCCAAAUCACCGGAAAGUAGCGUAAAUUUGCAACCCAGAGGCAGAGCAGAACAAAGCAGAGCGAAGCCCCGACCCACAAGACGAUUAGCUGAAUAUGAAUUGCGGAUUUUGGAAAAGGCAUAUUUUCGAACAAAGGGCCGACCAAACAAAUUCGACUUUAUCGAAUUGGACUGCAAAUUGAAAAAUUUAAGACUAAUUCAGAUCAAACAAUGGUUUCGUAAGAAACCGAAAAAGUUGGGAUCGACAAAGAUUGGACUUCGGACAAUUAACAGCCGGGCUACUGGCAAAAUGACGCCAAUCUGCGCUGAGGAGGAUGUUCGUCUAAACCAGAGGGAUCUUAGAUCACAUUCUGGACAACAACUGGAUAAAGAAUCCUCGUCAUCUCCAUCCGAGAUACAUGUCGAUGACGAAGAUCCGGUACAGCAUCGAAACAUUUCUUCGUGUUCGGAAGACCACGAAAAUCUAUCCGACGAGCGUCUCGGAAUGGAACAGUCUCGAUUGAACGAAAUCGACCAACAGCAAAAUGAGUCUGAAGUGGUUGGAUCCACUGAUUCCGAUGAACACGAAAAUCUAUCCGACGAGCGUCUCGGAAUGGAACAUUCUCGAUUGAACGAAAUCGACCAACAGCAAAAUGAGUCUGAAGUGGUUGGAUCCACUGAUUCCGAUGAACACGAAAAUCUAUCCGACGAGCGUCUCGGAAUGGAACAGUCUCGAUUGAACGAAAUCGACCAACAGCAAAAUGAGUCUGAAGUGGUUGGAUCCACUGAUUCCGAUGAACAAGAAGAAACCAUGAAAGAGUUGGAGACUCAAACAGUUGAGACACAACAAAAAGCCAGUGAUGAGGAAAUAACACUUUGGAAGGUAGCACAAAACAAGUUAGAGGUAAAGAAAGCCAAACUUAGAAGUAAUAUUAUUGACAUUGAAAAAAACAUAAACAGACUUCAACAAAAAAAAUUGGGCAUGAUCGCAGAAGAGUUAAGUAUUGACUUGGAAAUUAUUUCAUUAAAAAAAAAAAUUAAUUAAAAUCGUAACCGCCGGACAUUUGAUGCAAAUUAAAUUCUUUGUAUUCUUUCGAAAGCUCUCGUUUCUUGUGGAUCACAUUAAAAAUCGUUUU